CAAGCUCGCGAGCACAUCCGCACAUGCACGCACGUCGUCGUCGUCACGGGCGACGCCGCCCCCGCCCCGCCGCCGUUGUGAUCUCGCCGUUUCAUUCCCCGCGCUCUAUAUAAACCUCCAUCCGCCUUCGUCGAUCGCAAGAGCCCGGUGAACACUGCAGAUCGAGCGAGCCCAGCCUCCUUUGCCGAUCACAUUCCACGACCCCAUCGAUGGCGGCCGGGAGGAAGCAGCUGGCGAGCAGCGCGGCGGUGGCGGCCGCGCUGGUGGCCAUGCUUGUGCUGGUGGCGGCGGCCGCCGCCCAGGACUGCGGCGUCAGCAGGGACACGAUGAACAAGUGCCUGUCCUACUGCUCCAGCGGGGGCAACGCCGACGCGUGCUGCGGCCCGCUCACGAACGGCGCCAACUUGGACUGCCUCUGCAAGAACUACUGGGGCAAGCUCCAGUACUACCCCAGCUUAGCCAACUGCGCCAACAAGAUCAAGUCCAGGUGCGGCAUCAGCAAGUCGUGCUAGGAGAUGCUGGAUCGAUCUCGGAGCCACCAGCCAGCAGCUACACCGGGAUCACGAUCAAUACGCAUCCCGGACUGAAUUGUUCUUCGAUGCAACGAUGACAUUGUAUGCCGUCUUUGCUGGUAAUGAUCAUCCGAUCCGUUGCUCUGCUCCUCCAUAUUGUUGUGUUGUGUCUGUGCUUGUACUCUUGUACCGUACGCCGGUGCUAUAUAUGCGUCAUGUAUCCUCUUUGUUUUUUUUUUGUGAACUUUGAUCUCGUGAUUAUGAUCAGCUAGUGGAGUAUGUUUCUGCACCAUAUUGCAAUUGCAGCUCCACCGAGUUGCAUUCUGUGUAAUAUUAAUAAGCUCGUUUGUGCUUUUGGUACUGUGUGCACAAACUAGUAAAAAAUUGACUGAUCUGUUGUUCUAA
Messenger RNA from Panicum virgatum (switchgrass), 917 nucleotides. RefSeq lists its product as uncharacterized. The coding region runs from base 210 to 512 and encodes 100 amino acids. The transcript has a single exon. The record is from RefSeq and is a predicted model, not a curated record. NCBI's taxonomy places the organism in Eukaryota, Viridiplantae, Streptophyta, Magnoliopsida, Poales, Poaceae.